GCGGCGGAGUGGGCCGGAGGUCGGGAGUCCCGGCCGGGUAGUCGUGGGCCGAUUUGGAGGGUGGUGUGGUUCAAUGCUGUCUGACCAAUCUGUCAUGGACUCCACCCUGUCAUAAACAUUCCCUUUGUUCUCUUUGCCUAUUCCCUAACUACAGACAUAUCAAAGAUGGAGGAAACAGAUGCUUUUGAGGUACCUGUCGAAAAAGAAUCUUCAGUUUCAGAAGAAAGUUUCAAUGGUGCAACAAAUUUGGGAGAAAGCUAUAAAAAGGAUGUAACGUUGCAGCAGUCCGAGUCUGAACGUGGGAAGGACACUACAGACAGUGCCCAAAAUAAGGACUAUGAGUCUGCUGAAAAUAAACUUCAGAUUAGUGAAAGUAAAGGAAAGAAUUCAGUCAGCGUGACAAGAAAGAGACCAGAAUCAAAGGCAUCCACUCCUGGGAUAACUGAACAGCAACCCCUAGGGCUUGAUGACAAGCCAAAGGUCGUCUCUGAUCAGGAGGCAGGAAGUUGGGGCUACUGGGGAAAUUGGGGGAAGUCGUUGCUUACUACAGCAACAGCCACAGUUGCAUCUGUUGGUCAUGGCAUUUCCCAUGUGAUUGAAAAAGCUGAGUCCUCUCUUGGUAUUCCUAGCCCUACAGAAGUUUCAGCAGAAGCAAGAUUAUCUGAUGGGAACAAAGCAGGAUUAGAGAAAUCUGAAAAAGGCACUAAAGCUGAAGGUGAAACCUCCUCUCCAACCAGUGGGGCAUUUGGGAUGUUUUCUACCAUUACCAGUGCAGUACAGAACACGGGGAAAACUGUACUAAGUGGUGGUUUGGAUGCUCUUGAGUUCAUUGGUAAAAAAACCAUGGAUGUUAUUGCAGAAGGAGAUCCUGGAUUCAAGAAAACACGAGGCCUAAUGUACAGAACAACCACAUUGUCUCAGGUUCUGCGGGAAGCAAAAGAAAGAGAACAACAACAAACAGCUGAUGAACUUUCUGUAGAUGCAGAAAAGAAGGCUAAUUAUGGAAUUUUGUUUGAUGAAUUUCAAGGUCUGUCCCAUCUGGAAGCUUUGGAGAUUUUGUCCAAUGAAAGUGAAGUAAAGGUUAAAUCAGUGAUUAAUUCUCUGUCUGGAGAAGAUGUUGAAAAACUGAAGGAGGAAUUGGAAACUAUUAAAGAAGCUUUUUCAUUAGUUGAAUUUGAUGAGGAAGAAGAGGAGAAUGAAGGAGAUGAUGGUCUGGAUUUUGUGGAAGAAAUGUCUGAGUUGUUAUCAGAGCUGCAUAUAGCUUGUGACAAUAUCCAUAUGUCUGCUGUCAGAAGUUUGGCGGAGCUCACUGCUCGGUCCAUUGAACAGUUCCAUAAGGUGGCAGAACUAAUUCUUCAUAGCCAGAAUGAAGAUGUGGGGCAUUGGACCGUGCCAGAAACUCUGAUCUUUUUCCUUUACAGAUUGACUGUUGCCUUAUGUAAGGAAGUGGCUAUCCUUUCUAAACAGUUUACAACUUGUUUAACAGCGAUAGGGGCUAAAGAGAAAGUAGAUGUUCUUAAUCCAUUAAUUACUGGAGUAUUUUUGGAGGCCUCCAACAGUGCAACCUACAUUCAGGAUGCAUUCCAGCUCCUACUUCCAGUUCUUCAAAUUUCUCAAAUCCAGACUUGCUUGAACACAACUACGUAAUGACUGGUUUAAUUUACUUUUCCAUGAAAUAAAGAGUUUGUGUGAAUUUUCUCACAAAAGUUCGUCUACUGGUGUGGAUUGUUUUAAGAUGCAUUUUGCAAAGCUCUUAAAAUGUGUUUUUUUUAUGGGAGGGGGCAAGGUAAUGAUCUCUGCACAAAUUGCUUUUCUCUAAAAAUCCAUUUCUAUAAGAAUGUACGAAGGUAUUUGGGUCAUAAACUCCAGUUUGUUAUGUCCAAAUUUCCAUAAACUUGAAUUUUUCUAUGCAUCAAAGAAAGCUUAAUGUUUCUCACAAUUGCUUCCAGAUUGAUUCAUUGAGGAACUAAAAAUUAUAGAAAUAUAAAUAGCAAAGUUAUUUUUCAUUACCAAUCUUUUUACAGAAUGAAAUGUAUAUUGGCUAAUACUACAUGUAAAUCAUAAAAUAAUUCAGAAAAUAUUUAAGUGGAAAUACUGUGCCACAAAUUUUUAAUGUAUUUUACCAGUUAUCACUGGCUGGUCAUUUGACUAAAUGCAACUUUAUGCACUUCUAUUUUUUUUAUACAUACUGCCUCCAAAACUUUCCAAAGGAAUUCACAAACAGCGACCUGUUGACAAGCAGAUUAAUGUGAAUUCUAAGCUUAUGGAGUAUAGUUGAUAAUGGAGCAUUUUCAUUUGUGUAUUUUCUACAUACCACUCCAACUGCACACCAAAGUAAUACACUUUAUACUUAAACACUAUGGCUAGUUCUCUAAAGUAUGCAUUUUGCUAUUUUUAAAAAAACUCUGAGAUAAGAUGAGGUGAUUUCUCAAUUCAAGGGUCUUUAUUUAAGUUUUUAAGAUUUUGUGCUAUAAGCCUAGGGAUAAUAUAUUUCUAAUAUCUAUGUAACCUAUGUCAUAUUACUCACUGCUUGCAAUGGAUGAUGCGGGUGAGAAUAGGAAUGAGUGUUGAAAUUUGUUCUUUUGCAUAAUUAGCAGCAAUCCUUUACCAUUUUAAAGUGUGUUUAACACUUGAACCACAAGCAGCAAUAUGCUCCUCACAUCCAACUGCUCGAGAGAUAUUUUGUUUCUUGUCAUUUAUUUGGGUUUCUAAUUAUAUUUCUUGAAAAUUAAACUAUUUACUAUGCUUAAUUAGGUCCAAUGUCACCUGGAGGAAAUAGGAUAUAGUUUAAUAGUAUUUUCAAUUUUGGGCAUUGGAUAGCCAUUGGAGUAGAGGAAUACAUGUGUAACUUGAGUUCUCAAGUGUUUAGUAUAUUCAUAAUGUCAGUGAUUUCUAGUGAUGUACAGUUCUCAUAAUUAGAUUGGUUAAAACCUGUAAGUUUAUAAUUUAUUAGGCUGUAUUUUGUUUUUCAUGACUUUUGAGAACCUUUUCUUCACAAAUGCCUCCUUUUUAAAAAGUGCAAAUAAUUGCUUAAAUAUUUUUGACCUAUCAAUUUUUUAUGUUAAAAGCUUUAGAAUGAUCCUGUGUAAACCAUCUAUUUGUAAAAGCUUUUUAAGUUUCUGAUUAUUUAUUGGUAAUUUGUGAUUUGUUCACAAACUGGUAAGAUCUAGUUGCUUGUCUAGUUUACUAACCACAAGCUGACAAUGAAACACAUACUCAGAUAAGCCACUAAAUAUAGAAUUUAUUUAUUGAGUCUCACUUAAUCAGUUGUGUAUUAGUUAUAAACGAAAUGAAUUUGGCCUGUCAAUUUAUAUGCCAAUAUCUAUCAGUUGAAUUUGAGUGUCAGAACUAAAUAGGUUUACAGUUAGAGGGGUAAGAUGCCAGAGGCUAAUUGCUUCAGGCCACAAAACUAAUGCUGCACCUAUUUUAAAUGUUAUGUUCUUGCAUCUUUGUAUAUUCAUUAUAAAUUCCCUUGUUCAUAAGUGUAAUAGAAGUUGUCUCUAUGAAACAAGAACUUUGUACUGUCUCUCAAAAACUCAGGAUGACUCCAUUCUUUUCAGCUAAUUAAAUUCUUCAAGUGUUGCCUCUGUGAUUGUCAAUUGAAAUGUGACAAGAUCCCAAAAAUGACAAUGGGAUCAAAUCUCUUUGAGUGAUACUGAUUGAGAGAUAAAUAUUGUUCAGAACUCUCUGGAGAACACCCUAAAUAGUGCCAUGGAACUUUAAUGUCCACCAAAGAGGGUCUGAGUUUAAUAUCUCAACCAAAAGUCACCCCAUUUGACUUUUUAUUGCAUUUUAGAGUCUGUCUAGCAUUAAAUGCUCAUGGUGUGAAAUGUGGCUCGAGUUUGCGACCAUCCUACUCUGGUGGAGUUGCAACCACCCAUUACAUUUCAUGCUGUAAUUACAGUGUCAGUCAUGAUAAAGCAUCAGAUGUGGACCCAGUAAACCCUUAUUGGGUCAUAUCUCCCAAAUUGCCAACUGGUAGUUACUUUUAUUUUCAGUUGACCAGCUUGUUGAAACCCAAAGAUCUGUGAGCAGUUCAUCAGCAAAACAUCCUGUGCUAUGCUGUUGGAAACUUCAGUGAUCCAAGAAUUUUCAGUGCAUUUAGAUCACUGAGGAUUGAAAUGCAUCUGACUGGAGAAAGGAAUGGUAUCUUGGGAUCAGUCUUGGACUUGAAGGUUACGUCCAGGAAUGGGAGCUGACGUCAGGGAAGGAAUACAAUGGUGACCUUUGGUUCUAUAGUUGGUGGGGGAUGUCAGUGGAUUUUUAAGCAUAAUAGACUGCAAAGUAAUGUUUUUAUAUCCUUCCUCCCAGGUGACUGACAUGAAAACAUUUAAUGACUCUCAGCUGUGACCUUAUUCAGGGUAGGAAGAGUGAUUGAGGCCCUGCCCCAUGCCAAAUAAGGUCAGCAUGGAGCAAAGCAUUUCUCUGUCACUCACCAGGGAAGACCAAACACAUGGCACCAGAGCAGAGGUGGUUUGUCAUGACCUCUCGUGCAACCCCUGUGCCCCAUCCCAAGCCCCUGGGCACUGAUGCUUGAUUCAACAGUGCAGCUUGCCAGAGCCCAGCCCACUAGAUUGUGGGUCAAUCAUGGGGAAGCAUCCAGUCCAAUGAAUAAAACUGGUGACUAUAGAUUGUUAAUAAUAUAAACAUGAUUUUAAAAUGUGCUGUUAUUUGCUUUCAUCACUUGUAAUUUACAUUGUUUGAUCAUUAAAAUGGAGAUAUAUUGAG
Molecule: messenger RNA, 4728 nt
Organism: Pristis pectinata (smalltooth sawfish)
Lineage: Eukaryota; Metazoa; Chordata; Chondrichthyes; Rhinopristiformes; Pristidae
Product: protein FAM114A2-like
Exons: 14
Coding region: 166-1647 (493 amino acids)
Source: RefSeq, a predicted model, not a curated record